Botrytis deweyae is the source of this 1065-nucleotide messenger RNA. RefSeq lists its product as uncharacterized. Bases 1 to 1065 code for a protein of 354 amino acids. NCBI's taxonomy places the organism in Eukaryota, Fungi, Ascomycota, Leotiomycetes, Helotiales, Sclerotiniaceae. The transcript is spliced from 3 exons. The record is from RefSeq and is a predicted model, not a curated record.
AUGACUACCCCCGCUUCCUCCGCUCCAUAUAAGCUGGGACUGAAUCAUGUGGGAUACACGACUCUGGUUAUCUGCAUAUUCUUUAUGGCAUUAUCUACCUUAGCCGCUGCGCUCCGCGUCUGGACUAGGGUAGUAAAGAGAGCCAAGUUUGGUAUUGACGACUGGCUUCUCAUCGCCAGUGUCAUUUUGUUCUUUCCAUUCUGUGCCAAUAUACUGGUCGGUGUCUAUACGAUUGGCAGUGGACAGACAUAUACCGACCCCCUCGUGCUCGCCUCUAAGUCGCAACAGUAUUUCAAGAGCGAGUAUGCUAUUCCUCCACUUUAUGCUAUCAAUGUCACUACCAUCAAACUUUCGAUCCUAUUCUUCUAUCGUCGCAUUUUUACUACCGAUAGCUUCUUGAGAAACAAUUACAUUGUCAUGGCGAUAUGCAUAGUUUGGUUUGUCGUUACCAUUAUCGGUGACCUACUCUACUGCAUACCCAUGGCUACAUUUUGGAAUCCAGAAGUCAAAGGGAAAUGUUUCAAUUUUCCACUAUACUUCUUAAUUAUGGAGCUUGUCGAUAUGUUGUUAGAUAUCGCCAUUCUUUGUCUUCCAUUGAAAAUCAUUCUUAGCCUACAUAUGCCAUUGUCAAAAAGACUUGGGAUACUCUGCAUCUUCCUUUUGGGAGCACUGGUCGUUGUUACCAGCGCCAUACGAAUCGGAUAUGUUUACAAGCCAAGUGCCUCACUACUAUCGCUAGCGCAAGCAUCUUUAUGGUCGGUCAUUAAUCUAGGAAUAGCGAUCCUCUGCGCUUGUUUACCGACAUACAAACCUCUUUUUGGCAAGUUUCACACUAUAGGCACUUCGCUUUGGACCAACCAUUUUUCUGCGAAUUCCGACAAAAGUACGACUAAGACCGCCUCCGAUUUGCACACAAAUCCCGCCGCUUACUAUUACAGAAUGGGGGAUAGCAAUGGCGAUAACAUUCAUAUGACGGGAGUUUCUACACAGAUACAGAGCGGCAAUAAGGCACCGAGCUUGCCUUCGGAUGGUGUACGAGUCCAGCGGGAUGUUCAUGUAUCAUAG